Drosophila erecta is the source of this 1572-nucleotide messenger RNA. It is a transcript of the gene nAChRbeta3, whose product is annotated as neuronal acetylcholine receptor subunit alpha-4. Gene Ontology annotation, biological process: monoatomic ion transmembrane transport; chemical synaptic transmission; nervous system process. Gene Ontology annotation, molecular function: extracellular ligand-gated monoatomic ion channel activity; transmembrane signaling receptor activity; neurotransmitter receptor activity. Lineage: Eukaryota; Metazoa; Arthropoda; Insecta; Diptera; Drosophilidae. The record is from RefSeq and is a predicted model, not a curated record. Bases 46 to 1353 code for a protein of 435 amino acids. The transcript has 4 exons. Gene Ontology annotation, cellular component: membrane; synapse; neuron projection.
CCGAGAGCAAAGCAUUGUACAGCGAAUACGAAGCCGCACUGAACAAUGCCGACUCCUCCGAAGAUAAAGUCACCAGUUUCCGGUCCUGGACUUCCACUACUGCUGCAAAUGCUAAUGGGAAUACUUCUCAUGAUGCUGACUUCCGUGCUAGGCGCCACUUCUACGACGGACCCCAAGGACGCUAAUGUCAAGGCCUUGGACCGCCUCCACGCCGGGCUCUUCACGAAUUACGACAGCGAUGUGCAGCCUUGGUUUCAAGGAGCCCCCACGGAGGUCUCCCUGGGAAUGGUGGUCACCUACAUAGACAUCGACGAGUUGAACGGCAAGAUGACCACUCACUGCUGGUUAAAUCUCCGAUGGAGAGACGAGGAGCGUGUGUGGCAGCCGUCGGAGUAUGACAACAUCACGGAGAUCACCUUGCGGUCCAGCGAGGUCUGGACCCCACAAAUCACACUCUUUAACGGCGAAGAAGGCGGCCUAAUGGCCGACACCCAGGUGACCCUCAGCCACGACGGCCACUUCCGGCGGAUGCCGCCAGCCUUGUACACGGCCUACUGCGAACUCAACAUGCUGAAAUGGCCCUACGACAAGCAGAGCUGCAAGCUGCAGGUCGGCUCCUGGGGCCUGAAGGUCGUCCUGCCGGAGAACGGCACGGCAAUGGGUAAGUCCCUUGACCACGACGACCUGGUCCAGUCACCGGAGUGGGAGAUCGUGGACUCCCGAGCGCAGUUUGUCAUUCAGGACUACUACGCCUACAUGGAGUACACUCUGACGGCUCAGCGGCGAUCCUCGAUGUACACUGCCAUCAUCUAUACCCCCGCCUCCUGCAUCGUCGUCCUGGCCCUCUCCACCUUCUGGCUGCCACCCCAUAUGGGCGGCGAGAAGAUCAUGAUCAACGGCCUGCUCUUCAUCAUGAUCUCCACCUUCCUCAUGUACUUCGCCCAACUUCUGCCAGUGCUGUCCAACAAUACUCCACUUGUGGUGCUUUUCUUCAGCAUCAGCCUGCUGUUCUUGAGCGUCUCCACCAUCGUCGAGGUCCUAGUCCUGUUCCUGGCCACUUCCAAGCACAAGGUACGCAUUCCGGAGGCGCUGAGGAAACUGCUGCACGGGAACCCGGGCACCUGGUUGCUGCUCUCGGUGUUCAGCAGCACCGGCGAGUCGCAGGCGGAGAGGACCGUGGAAAUGGACGAGCACGCGGUCGAGGCCAGUCCGCUGGUCAUCAACCCCGUUCAAGAGCCGGGCGCCAAGGCCAACCAGUUCGACUGGGCGUUGCUGGCCACCGCGGUGGACCGCAUUUUCUUUGUGGUCUUCAGCCUGGCCUUCUUGAUCCUCGCUAUCAAGUGUUCCGUGUAGGACUGCUCGGGACCUAACGCCACACCCCUACCUUGAGUAAAGUCGUUGCCCAUCAAUCUCGAAGCAGUAUUUCAUUUUCCAGAGCCACCGAGCGAACCUAGCCAAGGUACGAGUGCACUCUGAUUUAGCUUUGCAUUUGCGAUUUGAUGUAUUUACUGUGUGUGCGAACUUAGAAUUAUUUAAUGAUGAGACCUCGUAUGGAAUAAAGGAGCUCUGCCG